ACGGCCAGUCUCAACAUCCACACAGGGGAACUUCGUUCCACAACGACCUGGGGAGUUGUUCCUGACGGAGCUAAGAGUGAAGCAAAUAAUUCACAUUUACAGCAUCAAAACGUGACGAGAACUUGGACCAGCUUUCUUUCCUUAUCCGUCAUCUGAAACAUUUACUUUUUCUCUCUUUGUGGUUUUAUCCUUAAGCUUAAGUACUUUUUUUUCGUUCUUUGGUCGUCAAGAUGAAGAAUCUGUGGCUUUUCUUCCUCCUCGGGCUGGCGACUGGGUUUAUCAGCGAAAAGCUCACUGUAGUGUCCCAGUUGACUACUUCCUUAGCAGAUGACCUUUACAUAGAGGAACCAGGGUCGGGUGACCUCCCUGUUGAUGAUGAAGAUGGUAGAGAUGAUGAAUCUGGCUCUGGAUCAGGGUCUGGAGACUAUGGUUUCAGUAUCUCCUCAAAUGAAGAGGAAGGAUCCAGGUUCCUGAACCACUCCAAUACCAUCCUAUACAAAAAGGAGCUGCCACUUCCAGCACGGCCAACGGCAGACUCUGCUCCCAACCCGUCCACCACAGCAGCAGACAGGCAGGAUCCAGCACCUACAGCGGAGAACACUGGGAAGUCUUUUCCUGUUGACGGCAACAGGUCUGAUCAGAUCCCAGACUCAACAUCCAACUGGAUCAAUGAAUCUCCGAGUCCCAGCUUCACACCUGUCAGUCACACUGACUUUAGCCUUCCUGUGAAUGAAGAUGUCAAAGAGGAACGCAGAGUCUUGAUCGAAGUGGUCAACAGUGACGCUAUUCCCAAUAAUGGAAAAGACAGCCAACGACAUGGCCUGAACUCUCCAGAGGAAGUCACCUCUGAGAACCUAUGGCAAAGGACAGAGGUUCUUGCAACUGUGACUUCCUGUGGAGUGGUCGGAUUGCUUUGUGCCCUUUCCCUCCUGCUCCUCCUCGCCUACCGCAUGAAGAAGAAGGAUGAAGGAAGUUACGAUUUGGGAGACACCAAAAUGUCUGCAACAGCUUAUCACAAAGCACCCACCAAGGAGUUCUAUGCCUGAACUGACCAACUGGGACAAUCUAACGUGGAGUCAGGCUCCUGCCAAACAGGACUAAACAUGGAUCUAUAAACAGCUGCAGAAGAUUCCUUCAGAAGAAGUUCAAAGUCUCUGCUCUCCUCCAGCGCAGAAGAUAUACAUUUUUUUUUCCUUCCUUCCCAUCUGCUUGUGUUUGCCAUCAUUUUCUGCUUUCCUCUACUUAAUGCUCAGCUUUCUGUGCAGAAAGGGUCACAAGGAAACAAAUGCCUUAUUCCUAAAAUGCAUUUGUAUCAUUUCUUUCCUAGGAUGGACCUUGGCAUAAAUAUUCAUUCUGCAUAUUUUGUUUUGAAAAGAAAUCUUUCCUUUCGCUAUCAGACUGGACUACAACUGUUCUAAUUUUGUACGCUUGUCAAAUUAAAACUUGUUCUAACACUGUUCCUUCAGACCCACACAGCUGAAUCACACUGUAAUUCAUGGUCCUUUUUUUAAAGGAGUUCAACAAGAUGAUUGAGGAUGAAAGAAACGUUCCGUUUUUUUGGUCGCUUUAAAUUCAAACGGUACUACAUAUCUUUGUAUUACAGAGGGUCCUUGGAACAAACCCUUCUCUCUAUGAGGUCAUAUUUGCUUUCGUUAGUUAACGUCUUUGUUAUAUUUUGUUUUGUGUAUGCUUCUUUGUUGAAAUUCAUAUUUUUGUUAUUAGAAAGAAUCUUUUCAUAAGCUGCCCAAUAUUGCCAAAAGAGAUUUUGCAGGUGCAAGUGCAGAUCUUUAUUUUUAUUUUAAUCUUUUCCCUGCAGAUAUUGAACACUUAUUGAAACAGACUAAAUACAAACACUCUUUACCUUUUUGUUCUAAAAAACGAUCUCAGCAGAAUUAGAAACAUGUUCGAGGUAACAUUUCUUCAAGAGAUUUCCAUUCCAUAAAGAUUUCUCCAACUUGGUGAGUUCUGCAGGCAUGUGGGACAGGUAGAGCCAAAGCUAAUGACUAUGAUUCAGAACCCACAGAAGUGACCAAAGUGUGUGGUGACAGCCAAAGCACAUUCCCUCCUGACUGUCCACUGUAUGCAGCUGUGAACGAGGGUUUGGAGAUAAAGUGAAAGCAUCUUAAGUUACUUAUUAUUUUAGUGUCAGUUACAAAAGUCUGUUUCUCAACUACAAUAUACAUUUUGUUUGGCUGAUAUGCAUGUACAUAGGUUUUAUAGGCUUAUUACUGGGUUUUUAAACUUUACCUCAAAUGGCCAAAGAAGCAUAGCGGAAGCUGCAGUAAUAAUAUAUAGGUAACAGCAAUGACAAGAGGGUGGUAUUCCUUUUUAUUAGCACAUACAUAUACACCCAGCUGAUGCAAUAUUUUAGUAGGAAGGUUAGAAGUUGUAAUAUGUAUUGACUUUAUUUACUUACUGCAUAUAAUAUGUUGAAGAUUGUUUCAUAGAUGCUUCUUAAGGCAGAAAAUGUUUCCUUUAUCAGAAGGACGGAGAUCAGUGGUUGAUACAGAGAGGAUGGCGCAUCUACGGUUACUCCUCUUCUUCAAGGUGUCACCAAAAUGAUAGAUUUCAAGCUUUUUGAAGAUUUGAUUAUGUCUUCAUAAAAUAUGAAUUACUGAAUUUCUGUGUUGGCUUUUCAUGUCUCAUUUCAUUUUUGUUUUUUGGUUACAUUUAAGUGAAAGGUCAUUGUCUGUCAUUUUCCAGAUUAGUUGUGUUUUUUUUUUUGCAGUUUGUGUUCGUGGAAGAGACACUAUGAAGUUCUCUCAAUGCAAAUGCAAACUACCUAUUCACUGUAGCUGGAAUAAGCGGGAGGAUGCGGUCACUGACCAACUGUUAACGUGGUGUUCAGCGAACACUAGAACCGCCAGUGCCUUUUGCAGUGCUUUCAUUUGCUGUGCUGUUACAGUAUUCGUGUCUGAACUUUGAGCUGCACUCAAUCAAAAUCGACUUUCUCUGGUUUAGAUGUCACUGUGGCAACACUGUCCAGAAAACCUCAUCGUAAAAACCAGAACCAGGGUAAACUGUGACUUUUUACUGCAAUGUAGUAGGUAAUGAGACACAGUGAUAUCUUUCAGGUUAAACAGCAAGUAAAUUACACUUUAAUUUAUACAUGAUUUAUACAGACUCUCUUCUCAAAUUACCACAGUAUGCCAGUGAUACUUGGGAAUAGUUCAGAAGAUGCUUUUUACCUCUUACCCAGACUGUUUUUAUUGUAGCUGACGAGCUUUUCACUGUUAAUUUUGCAGCAUCAAUAUCAUUUAUUUAAAAAGUAUAAUAAAAUAGUACAAAACUAAAAUGGAGCAUGCUCAGAGUAAUGAUUAACUUUAUCAUUGUUGGUGUUGAAUGGACUGAAUUGUCAAAUUAUCAAUAGUCAAACAGUUGUGUGAGCAUCAACUCACCGAAAAGGGCUGAUGAAUUGUGGCGGAGCUGUAUUCUUGGUAGAUCUCAUAAAAUUCGCUGCCAAAUAAAAAUGUGACUUUAAUACAA
Girardinichthys multiradiatus is the source of this 3486-nucleotide messenger RNA. RefSeq names its product syndecan-2-like. Bases 231 to 1046 code for a protein of 271 amino acids. NCBI's taxonomy places the organism in Eukaryota, Metazoa, Chordata, Actinopteri, Cyprinodontiformes, Goodeidae. Gene Ontology annotation, biological process: cell migration. The record is from RefSeq and is a predicted model, not a curated record. Gene Ontology annotation, cellular component: cell surface; membrane. The transcript has 5 exons.